Cavia porcellus (domestic guinea pig) is the source of this 4889-nucleotide messenger RNA. It is a transcript of the gene Itgb6, whose product is annotated as integrin subunit beta 6. Bases 369 to 2873 code for a protein of 834 amino acids. Gene Ontology annotation, cellular component: cell surface; integrin alphav-beta6 complex; focal adhesion. The record is from RefSeq and is a predicted model, not a curated record. Gene Ontology annotation, biological process: cell adhesion mediated by integrin; cell-matrix adhesion; integrin-mediated signaling pathway. The transcript has 18 exons. NCBI's taxonomy places the organism in Eukaryota, Metazoa, Chordata, Mammalia, Rodentia, Caviidae. Gene Ontology annotation, molecular function: integrin binding.
ACGAGCACAUGGGUUUCAUGUAAAUCAACCAGACGUUCUGUCACUCACCAGCUAUAUCUCCAUAGCGUUCCACACCCAUGGGCCUGCAGGAAUAUUUCUCUUUGCCUGUGGAGGAAAUAUUCAAGGGAAUGUGCUUUUUCAGAGAUGGUGACACCAGAAUGUUUUAAAUCUGUUCAUUACCACAACAUGGAUAAAUGGCAUUUCUGCCAAAGACUUUUGCUAACGGGUGCAGUAAUCCAUGUCAGCACUUUCUGAAAUUAGAGGUUCCUCCUUGAAAGAGUUCAUUUCAAUUUUCUGCAGAGGACUUAACAUGGCAUACAAAAAUCUCAGGAUGCAGAGAGACCAAUAGAACACAAAAUUUCUACUGAAUGAGUUUCUCCACCUUCUUGUUAUCGUACACCUGCCUUCCUUAUAAGGAGAACAAGGAAGUAAAUCAUGUUGAAGUUGCUUUUAAACACAGCUUUUCUUCUUUACCUGUCCAGUCUUCACAGCAAGAAGUGAAACGAAUGGGGAUUGAGCUGCUUUGCUUCUUCUUUCUGUUUCUGGGAAGGGAUGAUCACGUACGAGGUGGCUGUGCCAUGGAAGGUGCAGAGACCUGUGGCGACUGCUUGCUCAUUGGACCUCAGUGUGCCUGGUGCUCCCAGGAGAAUUUUACUCACCCAUCUGGAGUUAGCGAGAGGUGUGAUACCCCAGCAAACCUUUUAGCCAAAGGAUGUCAAUUAACCUUCAUUGAAAACCCUGUCUCCCAAGUGGAAAUACUCAAAAAUAAGCCUCUCAGUAUAGGCAGACAGAAGAAUAGUUCUGACAUUGUUCAGAUUGCGCCUCAAAACUUGAUUCUUAAAUUAAGACCAGGCAGCGAGCAGACGCUGCAAGUGCAAGUCCGCCAGACCGAGGAUUACCCAGUGGACUUGUAUUACCUCAUGGACCUCUCCGCCUCCAUGGACGAUGACCUCAACACAAUCAAAGAGCUGGGCUCCCUGCUUUCCAAGGAGAUGUCUAAAUUAACUAGCAACUUUAGACUGGGCUUCGGCUCUUUUGUAGAAAAACCCGUCUCCCCUUUUAUGAAAACAACACCAGAGGAAAUUGCCAACCCUUGCAGUAGUAUUCCAUAUAUCUGCUUACCUACAUUUGGAUUCAAGCACAUUCUGCCAUUGACAAAUGAUGCUGAAAGAUUCAAUGAAAUUGUGAAGAAACAGAAAAUUUCUGCUAAUAUUGACACACCUGAAGGUGGAUUCGAUGCCAUUAUGCAAGCUGCUGUGUGUAAGGAAAAAAUUGGCUGGCGGAAUGAUUCGCUCCAUCUCCUAGUCUUCGUGAGUGAUGCCGAUUCUCAUUUUGGAAUGGACAGCAAACUGGCAGGCAUUGUCAUUCCCAACGAUGGGCUGUGUCACUUGGACAGCAAGAAUGAAUACUCCAUGUCAACUGUCAUGGAAUAUCCAACAAUUGGACAACUCAUUGAUAAAGUGGUACAAAACAAUGUGUUACUGAUCUUUGCUGUAACCCAAGAACAAGUUCCACUAUAUGAGAAUUAUGCAAAACUUAUUCCUGGAGCCACAGUGGGGCUACUUCACAAGGACUCUGGAAACAUUCUCCAACUGAUCAUCUCAGCUUAUGAAGAACUGCGGUCUGAGGUGGAGCUGGAAGUAUUAGGAGAUACAGAGGGCCUCAAUCUUUCGUUCACAGCUGUCUGUAACAAUGGCACUCUCUUCCCACACCAAAAGAAAUGCUUGCACAUGAAAGUGGGAGAAACAGCUUCAUUCAAUGUGACUGUGAGUAUACCAAACUGUGAGAGAAAAAGCAGGCAUGUUAUCAUAAAGCCUGUGGGGCUGGGGGACACCCUGGAAAUCCUUGUCAGCCCAGAAUGCAGCUGCGAUUGUCAGAAAGAAGUGGAAGUGAACAGCUCCAAAUGCCACAAUGGGAACGGCUCCUACCAGUGUGGGGUGUGUGCCUGUAACCCAGGCCACAUGGGCCCUCACUGCGAGUGUGGUGAGGACACGCUGAGCACAGAUUCCUGCAAGGAGACCCCAGACCAUCCCUCGUGCAGCGGAAGGGGUGACUGCUACUGUGGGCAGUGCAUCUGCCACUUGUCUCCCUAUGGAAACAUUUAUGGACCUUACUGCCAGUGUGACAAUUUCUCCUGUGUGAGGCACAAAGGGCUGCUCUGUGGAGAUAACGGAGACUGUGAGUGUGGGGAAUGCGUGUGCAGGAGUGGUUGGACCGGAGAGUACUGCAACUGUACCACCAGCACAGACACCUGCAUCUCCGAAGACGGCACGCUCUGCAGCGGGCGCGGGGACUGCGUCUGUGGCAAGUGUGUCUGCACGAACCCUGGAGCCUCGGGACCCACCUGUGAACGAUGUCCUACCUGUAGUGACCCCUGUAACUCUAAACGGAGCUGCAUUGAAUGCCACCUGUCUGCAGAUGGUCAGCCUGGAGAAGAAUGUGUGGACAAAUGCAAACUAGCAGGUGUGACCAUCAGCAAAGAAGCAGAUUUCUCAAAGGAUAGUUCUGUUUCCUGCUCCCUGCAAGGAGAAAAUGAAUGUCUUAUUACAUUCCUAAUAAGUACAGAUAAUGAGGGGAAAACCAUCAUUCACAACAUCAGUGAAAAAGACUGCCCCAAACCUCCAAAUAUUCCUAUGAUCAUGUUGGGGGUUUCACUGGCUAUUCUUCUCAUCGGAGUCGUCCUAUUAUGCAUUUGGAAGCUGCUGGUGUCAUUUCAUGACCGUAAAGAAGUCGCCAAAUUUGAAGCAGAACGAUCAAAGGCCAAGUGGCAGACAGGAACCAACCCCUUGUACAGAGGCUCCACCAGUACUUUUAAAAAUGUAACCUAUAAACACAGGGACAAACUGAAGACAGACCUUUCCACAGAUGGAUAAACCACUUCACUUCACGCAUGGGGAAAAAGUCUGUUUCACCGAUAUGAAAGGUUAAUGCACUAUUUGAUUUUUCUUUCUUGCUUGCUUCAAAAGGAAGCUGGUUUAAGAUAAUAAUAGGUCAUUUGGAGAUCAGUCAUUCUCUGUUGAAGAUGAGACACUGUUGACAUGUUUAAAAUCAUCAAGAAGAGGAAUUUCUUUAGCAAAGAGGUGACUUUGGGGAUCAUUUGACGAAUACUAACUCUGAUGCAUUAAUGCCUCAAAAAGUUCUCAGAAUGAUUCACGGGGGUCUUAUUUGCAUUUGAAAAAUGUGUGAAAUUAGAUUCUCAUUUGUUUCAGGAAUAUAGCUACCUAAAGUCUUUGUCUCAGCAAAGUCACAAAAUCCAUAUGCUCACAUUGUAUAUUCCCCGUUGCCAAUUAUUCAAAACUUUAGUAAAUCUGCCCUUUCCUGAAGGAGCACUUUUUAAAAUAUGUGAGAAAUGAGAUUCUGAUUUUAUAUCAGCUGAAAAGAAGCAAAUUCUUCCAAAGAUAACACAAAUGUAAGAUGGAAAUGUAAGCAUUAAUAAUUUCUGUAAAUUUGUAUCCACUUAAAAGUUAGGUACACAAGCAUUCUAUUUGUUUCACAGAUGAAGAGGUAAUUUACAGGCUAAACUUCUAGUAAAACCAAAAUGAUAACCCUGUCAUGUAACUAUUUUUAAACCACCUGAAAAAUAACCUUCUAUACUCAGUUUCCUUCUUAUUCCUAAGCUUUCAAAUUGCUUCUUUUGGAAGGUCUUCUAAAUCUUGUGAUUGUCAUAUGAAAGUAAUCGUUUAUUUUUAAAGAUUUCUUUAAAUGGCUACCUUAUUCAAAAAAAAGAAUCGAUAAUAUAAGUUACAUAAAGUAAAAACAAUGAAGUCUUAAAUGUCUUUAAAUCAAGCACAUUAAGUGUAUAUAAAUCCCCCAUGGAUUACAGGCUUUUUAAUCUAUGUUCUUUUCUCAUCUACAUAACCCUAGAUGCACAUUUCAGAUGCAUUUGGUAGACAGGCUUUGUACAUUCACCAGUAAGAUUUUACUUGUAAAAUACACAUAGACAAUUAAGAAUCUGUCAGCUAAUUGAAGAGUUGGAGUCUAUGGGAUAUUAUUUCUAUGGUUAUCGCUGUGUUUGCAAAGCACUUUCAUCUUAUUGGAUCCUUAUAAGAAAAUUAAGUGUCAGAACUGGGUUUAGAAUCUACAUCAUCUUAUUCUGAAAUACUUUCUCUUUUAUGUGAGAUGACUUCUUUUGUCAGUAAAAGAUGGAAAGAUGGUAAUAGUUAAGUAACAACUAUUUAUUUGUUUGAAAAUAUGGAGAUAAAGCAGCAUUCAAAGCACUGGAACACAGGGGAAUUAUUGUACUGUUGUGCAAUGUUUAUUACCUUUGAUUAAAUUGUAAUGUGAAGCCUUUUACUAGGUGAAUAGUUACAUACAUGGGGGACACUUCAUAUAGUUAUCCAUUAAAUUGCAUAUUUUCAAACCUUUUCAUCAUAGCAGACAGAAUUGUAUAUAUUUAGUCACUUUUAUUUUUCUGGUUCCUGACUAACUCAGGUAAAUCAAAUAUUUAGGGAGAAUACUGGCUUAAGAAACAGAUAACUAAGCAGUCUCAUUGGGCAUUUGAAGGGCUGGCACAUGCCCAGGCUUCUGACUGACCCCAAGGUUCCUGGCUGACACCUAGGACCUGGGGAAAGUCCAGAGCUACACAUAGGUACACUACCAAUAACACAGCAGUAACAGUCCCCUCUACAUGGAUGGCUGGUGCUAUUCUUGUAUUAUUACUGAAAUGGUACAUUAGAAAAUAGAAGUUUAUUUAGUGUGCAUUAUGGGAAAAUCUGCUCCUUCUCUAAAUGCUGUUUUGGCCCAAGGCAGGACCUUGAAAAGGUCAAAACAUGAAUCGUAGUACUUCUGUUCAUGAAGAGUUGUUACACGAAGAUGAAAUGGUUGUUUUGUAAGUUGUUUUAUUGUAUUUUGUGUUGACAUAAAUAAACAUGGUAAUUUAAACAAUGAAA